This is a messenger RNA of Nothobranchius furzeri (turquoise killifish), 1421 nucleotides long. Lineage: Eukaryota; Metazoa; Chordata; Actinopteri; Cyprinodontiformes; Nothobranchiidae. The record is from RefSeq and is a predicted model, not a curated record.
ACUCGAGGACUUUCCACAGCCAAUCAGCAACAAGUUGUGAAACUGAACUCGUGCUCUGAUUGGUUGAAAAAUCUCAGCAGCUGACUAGAAGAAGCUAUAAAGAUAAAUCAGAAGUUGUGCUUGCAGGAGAGUGUUUGUAAGUCGAUGAAGAGUCAAGAGUGAAAGCUGCGGUGGAGAGAGGAUUUAUUUAUGAGAAAACGCGUGAAGUUAAUUACUUCAUUACGUGUUUAAGGUAAUUUGAAUCAGGAGCUUCGAAAGGGAAACGUCAUCAUGGUCGCCACGAACAAAAUGAAGAGCAAGAGCACGGAAGGGCAGGCUGAGAGGAGAUAUGCGCAGGUGUGCAUGGAGAAAGAGUUGGAUUUCUGGGCUCGCUGCUUGGCUGAGCCUCCGAUGGCUCCAGAUGUAACGGAGGACAGGACCUGUCAGCAGUUGGCCAAGAUGUUUGAAAACUGCCUGUCACGAGCCAAGAAGACAACACUCCACUGCUCCUCUGUGCUGGUACCAGAGAAGUUGACAAGGAAGAUGGCUCAUGAGGUCCUGCGCCUGGCAUCGUGUGAGCCCUGCGGCCUGCGAGGCUGCAUCUUUUACAUCCACCUGGAGCUUGAAAAGGGCUGUAAGCAGCUGGAGCGCAUCACAUACGAUUCCUCUGUGGUGCCCACCUUUGAGCUGACUCUGGUGUUCAAGCAGGAUGGCACAGCCUGGCCCAGCCUUCGAGACUUUUUUAUGGGCUCCUGCUUUGCACCAACUUUUAGACACGUACUCAAACUGAGUCCAGGAUUCAGACUAGUUAAGAAAAAGCUGUAUUCCACCUCGGCUGGCACCGUGAUAGAGGAAUGCUGAACUGUGAUUCCGACGGGGUUCCGAUUGGGAAAUGCGCAUAAGACUGAAUGUGGGGCCCAAGUGGCAUCUCAUUUUCUACAGUGUUUUUGUACAAAAGUUCAAAUGUUAGCCAGUCAUCUUGAGAUGUGAGGUUUAAAAGGCUUUGUUUCUAAAUAUGCCGUUUCAUUGUGUUCUGAACAUUUAAAGUUCCUUCUACGAGCUGUUGUUGCUCAAGCACAAUUUUAAAAUGUAUUUUUCUUGCAAAUGAAUGUAAACUGUUCACGUGAACGUGUUUGAGCGGGUUUACCAUGGGUACACUCUUGCUAAUGACACUGGCCACUUUGUUGUUGCAGAUGCAUUGAUAGCUGCAGCAGUAAACACACCGGUGUUUGUUUUUGGAGGGCCAUAUGUAAGCUACCUGUGAUGUGCAGAUCAUUUUUAAUACUUUUUAUAAUGUUGUUAUGAUGGGUAAUGAGGAUGCCUUAAAAGGAGGUGUAUGGCCUUCACGCUGAUCAAUGCAACAACUGGUUUAUUGCAUUUUUUUAUUUUUAAUGCAUCAAGGCUGAGCCUUCAUAUAUAAAUAAAACUUUUGUUCACCCAAA